GAUCAACUCUUUUAAUUGCUCCCCAAAAAGGAUUUCCAUUUUCCAAAGCUCAUGUGAUCUCCUGGGUGGAGCAGGGGGAGGAGCUGCAGAUCCUAGAUCUCCAGGGCUGUGAGAAAGGAGAGAUCAUCAGUGACACCUGCACAGCAGGUGAUGAGAUGCUAACUGACAACCAUGAGGAGAGUCUUGAGCAGGAAGGACCAGAGAAAAUGGCUCCAUGUGGGAUGUUAUUGGGAAAAUCUGAAGGAUAUGUUUCUCAGAGUUUUGAGCAGGGAGAGACCUGUGAGAGCCAGUGUAGCUCACAAAAGCAGCAGGGAAACUAUCCAAGAGAGGGACAGGAUAAAUCCAGCCACAGAAGCAGAGGGGUGAAAACAAACACAGAAACUGUUAAUCAGAAAAUCCCCCAUCAACAGUCACCCUGUGCUUGCAGUGACUGCGCAACUCUUAGUAAAUGUGGAAGACCCCACACAGGAGAGGAACCCUUCAGUUGCUCUGAGUGUGGAAAAUGGUUCAGUCAGAGGUCAUGCCUUGUUAGUCAUAGGAGAACCCACACAGGAGAGAAACCUUUCUGCUGCUCUGACUGUGGGAAAAGCUUCAGUCAGAGCUCACAUCUUGUUGGACAUAUGAGAACCCAUACAGGGGAGAAACCUUUCAGUUGCUCUGAGUGUGGAAAAUGGUUCAGUCAGAGGUCAUGCCUUGUUAGUCAUAGGAGAACCCACACAGGAGAGAAACCCUUUAACUGCUCUGACUGCGGGAAAAGUUUCAGUGAGAGUUCAAGCCUUGUUGCACAUAGGAGAACCCACACAGGAGAGAAACCCUUCACCUGCUCUGACUGUUGGAAAAGCUUCAGUAAGAGGUCAAAUCUUCUUAUCCACAGGAGAACCCACACAGGGGAGAAACCUUUCAGUUGUGCUGACUGUGGAAAAUGCUUCAGUCAGAGGUCACACCUUGUUAGACAUAGACGAGAAACCCUAUAAUAGAGGUGAGCAAAAGCCUCUCAAUGGGCUGAAUCCAGCCUGCCUAGGGAUUUGAUCCUGAUUGGGGCCUU
Pelodiscus sinensis (Chinese soft-shelled turtle) is the source of this 1045-nucleotide messenger RNA. Lineage: Eukaryota; Metazoa; Chordata; Testudines; Trionychidae. The record is from RefSeq and is a predicted model, not a curated record.